AUCCAAGGCACAGAGACCAUGCCCUGUGGAGGAUUGCAGAGGGAAGGUACUAAAUAUGGCACGCCACUUUCGGCAGGUACAUGCUUGUCUGGACCUGCAAGACUUCACGCCAAGGAAGCAGCUGGCCAGGACUUAUGGGGGCCGAAAGCAGUGUGCAGAUUGUGACACGGUUACCAUGAGAAUGGACCUGCACAUCAGAAGGGUGCACAAGGUGGAGAAGGCAAGUCAGCAGUACUUGUCCAUGAUGGAACGGGCCACUGCUGUCGGUGGGGCAAACGAAUCGUCUGAUUUGGACAAGGCCCUGGACCUGUACAGGUACAUAUGUUUUAAAUUAUCUCGUCUGGGAAGUCUACUGCCUAUUCUAAUCAGGCAAUUUGCCUUCCAUCGUGACACUAAUCGAUGCCAAUUUUUAUUUCACAGUGACAAGCUGCAAGAGCGAUCGUCCGGCGUUGUGCGGAUGGAAUUUACUGCCACCUCUCACAGGACGGCAAUGAAGACGUUCCUCCUGGAGUUGUCGAAGGAAGCCCUCUUGGAGCUGCCAAAAUUAGGCGUCAAAGAAGGGAAGAUUGACCAGAUCUUCCAGAGUGGCAAACAAAGCCACCUCGAUGAAGACAUACCUCCAUGCCUUGGCUGCCUUUGUCGGUUUUGUUGCGGGGGAAGGCAGUGUGCUGAGAUGUCUUGGUAUGACAACACACGAUCUGGACACUGUAUGCCAGAAGGUUAUCACCAUAGCACAGACACUCCGCCAAGACAUAAACAGGCAGGCAGUGGAAGAGGCUGGGCAGAACCCAGAUGGGGCAAUACAGCUACAGCCCUGGAUGGCUGGAAAAUACUUGGAGGGAGUAGAGCGUGACGUGGCCCGCCAGCUGAUUCACAGGGAGAUAGGAGGAGAACCCCUCUCACCACGGGAAUGGUGUGCUGUUAGGAACAGCCUGAUUCUACAACUACUUGUGUCAAACUUCAAGAGAUCAGGUGAUCUUUCACACUUGGAGAGGAGCGUUGUCCCCGAGGCAAAGGUAGACCCGAGUGGACCAAAUGAUGGUGUCGAGGUCUUUAUCAUUCAACAUAAAGAGGCGAGAUCGGGGAAGAGAUGCCCUCUGAGCAAAGACGCAGAGGUAUUUAGCGACAUUCAACUGUUUGCUCGGCAUCUUGCCAAGAUCAAGGAAGAGAAGAAUCUAAAGGGCUACCUGUUCACCACAAAGGAAGGCAGUACAAUUUUGCCAACUAACAUGUCUAAGAUCAUAGAUGUGACAUGGGCAGCCUUCGGAAGGCGAAUAAAAGGAGACCUGCCGAAGCUGACUGGUUCAGGCAACAGGAAGCUGGCCGUCACCACGCAUAGAGAGGUGGGAGUGGAUCGCCAGGAGCAAGUAGCCCUGGCGAGCUACAUGGCGCACAGGGUAGACAGGGCGGACUGGUACUACAAUAAAGGCCAGUUGAGAGCCGCCAGGUCAUCUGCGGUCAAAAGGGUCACCUCAGCAUAUAAGGAAGCAGAACGUGCGCACAAUCAACAGGGAAAGGAAGAUGUGGAAUGAAGUUUUGUUUGUUUUAUGGAACUGAACUGAAGUUGUAGACUAGUAACUGACAGAUUGAUGUUUCGUAGUUCUACGCAUAUUUUUUUAGGAAUAUCAACUGUUUUUCGUUUGUUUUAAUUUGUUUUACUCUUUGUUUGUCUUUUGUUUCUUUGUAAGGUGCUUGUCAUUUUCUUUCAUUUCUUUGUAUUAUAUAGAUGUAUCAUUGUCAUUGAAUGUGAUCUUUGUACACAGUGCUAUAACUGCUGUUAUAUUUUUUGUUGUAAAUAGAUCUUGAAUGUCAUCGUUGUUGUCCGCCAUACUUAUACUCU
Molecule: messenger RNA, 1840 nt
Organism: Mercenaria mercenaria
Lineage: Eukaryota; Metazoa; Mollusca; Bivalvia; Venerida; Veneridae
Exons: 5
Coding region: 606-1532 (308 amino acids)
Source: RefSeq, a predicted model, not a curated record